CGCGCGCCCCCCCCGCACGCCGCCCGCCGCUCUCCCAGCGAUCGCUUCUUCGCGCUCGCUCUCCGCUCCCACUCGCGCGCUCUCGAUGCGCGGCGUCGCGACCCGAGCAGUCCCCGUCGCUUCGUUCGCGACCUCUCUUCAUCAAAGUCGCCGAUCGAUCGUCGCGCGAUCUGCCGUCCGCCGGGCGCCUCGCUCUUCGCCGCCGUCGUCGUCGUCGUCGUCGUCGUCGUCGUCGUCGUCCAUCUCGCGAAGAAAAUCGAUCAUGGCGCCCGCGCCGAAGACAUCCUCCGAGCCUCAGGCCUCCGCCUCCGACGACGUCGUCUGCCGCUCCGUCGCGGACGCGGAGGCGAAGCGCGCGCCGCUCAUCACGCUCGAGGGCGGACGUACCAUCGCCUACGUCCGGUGCGAGUGCAGCAAGUGCCAAGGCCUCGUGAUGUGCGGGGACAAGCAGCUCUUACCGACCGCGGUGACGCCGUCGCACUACGACCUCGCGCUAACGCCCAACCUCGAGACGUUUCAGUACGACGGCGUCGUGACCGUGAAGCUGACGGUGCGCGAGCCGUGCGCGGCCGUCACGUUCCACGCGAAGGACCUGAAGAUCUCGUCGGGCGUCGUCGUCGACGCGAGCGGCGCGGAGCGCACCAACCCGGGCGGCCCGGACAUCUUAUACGGCGACGAGAAGCAAGAGACCGCGACGGUCGCGCUCUCGAAGCCUCUGCUCGCGUCGGACGUCGGGUCCGAGAUCACGCUGACGCUCGCGUUCUCGGGCGAGCUCAACGAUAAGGCGUGUUCUAUACACUGGUUCCCAUACGACCGCCUCGCCGGGUUUUACCGCAGCGCGUAUCCGGCGCCGGACGGGAGCGGCGAGACGCGGCAUCUCGCGGUGACGCAGUUCGAGCCCACGGACGCGCGACGGUGCUUCCCGUGUUGGGACGAGCCGUCGCUGAAGGCGACGUUCGGGAUGACGCUCACGGUCGCGGACGAUCGCGUCGCGUUGUCGAACAUGCCGGAGAAAAGCGUGACGAGGGACGCGGAGGCUAAGACGAAGACCGUGACGUUCGAGACGACGCCGGUGAUGUCUACGUACCUCCUCGCGUUCUGCGUCGGCGAAUUCGACCACAUCGAGGCCACGACCCCGGAGGGUGUCGUCGUCCGGUGCUGGACCCCGGUCGGAAAGUCCGAGCAAGGGCGGUUCGCGUUGGACACCGCCGUCGGAUCGCUUUCAUUUUUCGGCGAAUACUUUGACAACGCGUACCCGCUCCCGAAGAUGGACAUGGUCGCCGUGCCGGACUUCAGCGCGGGCGCGAUGGAGAACUGGGGGCUCGUCGUCUACCGCGCGUCGCUGAUGCUGUUCGAGGAGGGCAAGACCCCGAUCAACGCGAAACAGAGGAUCGGGUACGUCGUCGGCCACGAGCUCGCGCAUCAGUGGUUCGGUAACCUCGUCACGAUGCAGUGGUGGUCGCAGUUGUGGCUGAACGAGGGGUUCGCGACGUGGGUCGGCUGGCGCGCGAUGGACCACCUCUACCCGGAGUGGAAGGUCUGGUCGCAGUUCCUGUGCAACGAGCAAGGCAUGGGGCUCGGGCUGGACUCGCUCCGAUCGUCGCAUCCGGUGGAGGUGCCGAUCGAGUCCGCGUCGCAGGUGAACGAGAUCUUCGACGCCAUCUCUUACAGUAAAGGCUCGUGCGUCAUUCGCAUGCUCGAAUCGCAUCUCGGGGAGGAAACGUUCCGCGCCGGGAUGCGAAUAUACGUCGCGCGGCACCAGUACGCGAACGCGGGGACGACGGACCUGUGGGCGGCGCUGUCCGAGGCGUCGGGCGAGGACGUCAGAGGACUGAUGGAGUGCUGGACGUCGCAGACGGGCUAUCCCAUUCUCUCCGUCGCGUCCAAAGACGACGGGUCCUCGGUCGUCGUCUCGCAGCGUCGGUACCUCGCCUCCGGGCCGGACUCGCUCACGCCGGAAGAGAGCGGCGCGACGUGGAAGGUCCCGCUCCGCGCGGAGGGGUUCGCGACCGUCCCGGGCGUUCUCGACGCCGCGACCGGCGCGUUCGACGUCGCCGCCGCCGACCGCGAGAAGCCGCUCAAGCUAAACGUCGGACAGAGCGGUUUUUACCGCGUCGUGUACGACGAAAACGCGCGCGCGAGGCUCAUGCGCGCGCUGCCCGGGAUGUCCGAGGUGGACCGCGUCGGCCUCGUCUCCGACGCGUUCGCGUGCGGCGCCGCGGGGUACGCGAAGACGACCGCCGCGCUCGAGCUCGCGCGCGCGUACGCGGACGCCGGGGAGGAGUCGUACGUCGUGUGGAACGAGAUCGCGAGCGGGCUCGGCGGGAUAACCUCCGCGUUCUUCGAGCAGCCCGACGACGUGUGCGACGCCCUCCGCGCGUACGGCGCGUCGCUGUUCGCGCCGUUGGUGGCCAAGCUCGGAUGGGUCGCCCCCGGCGGCGAGGCGACCGCGCCGGGGGGGUACCAGACGUCGAUGCUGCGGCAGCUCGCGGUGUCUCGCGCGCUGGCGUACGAGCACCCGGCUUCGGUCGCGGCGGCGCGCGAGCUGUUCGACGCGUACGUCGGCGGCGACAGAGAGGCGAUCCCCGCGGACAUCAAGGGCGCGGUGUUCGCGUCCGCGCUGCGCCACGGCGGCGAGAGAGAGCUCGACGAGCUUAAACGGCUGUAUAAGGAGGCGGAGAGCUCUCUGGAGGAGUCGCUUCUUCUCGGCGCGAUGGGCGCGUCGAAGGAUCCCGCGUUGAUAUCGCGCGUCCUCGAGUUUAACAUGACGGACGCGGUGCGUAAACAAGACGGCGCGGCCAUCAUCGGCGCCUCCGCGGGCACGCGCGCCGGUCGCAGAGUCACGUGGGACUGGGUGCGCGCCAACUGGGACGCCGUCGACGCGAAGUUCGGCGGCGGCGGCGUGAGCAGCGGGCUGACGCGCGUCAUAGGCGCGAGCUGCGGGGGUCUCGCGUCAGAGGAGGACGCGGCGGCGAUCGAGGCGUUUUACCUCCCGAAGAAGAUCGACGGCGCGGAGCGGACGGUGACGCAGGCCGCGGAGGCGGUGCGCGCGAAGAGCGCGCGGUUGGCGCGCGAUGCGGACGUCGUCGGCGCGUGGGUCGUCGCCGCCGCCGCCGCCGCCGAAGAGAAGUGAUGAUUGAAUUUGCGUUUCGUGAUGACAGCUGUACAGUAACAACUGCUCAGCAUCAGC
Molecule: messenger RNA, 3190 nt
Organism: Micromonas pusilla CCMP1545
Lineage: Eukaryota; Viridiplantae; Chlorophyta; Mamiellophyceae; Mamiellales; Mamiellaceae
Exons: 6
Coding region: 86-3133 (1015 amino acids)
Biological process (GO): proteolysis; peptide catabolic process
Cellular component (GO): cytoplasm
Molecular function (GO): zinc ion binding; metalloaminopeptidase activity; peptide binding
Source: RefSeq, a predicted model, not a curated record